This is a messenger RNA of Oncorhynchus gorbuscha (pink salmon), 9211 nucleotides long. Its product is annotated as protein Daple-like. Gene Ontology annotation, molecular function: dynein light intermediate chain binding; microtubule binding. Gene Ontology annotation, biological process: cytoskeleton-dependent intracellular transport; cytoplasmic microtubule organization. Bases 528 to 6803 code for a protein of 2091 amino acids. Lineage: Eukaryota; Metazoa; Chordata; Actinopteri; Salmoniformes; Salmonidae. The record is from RefSeq and is a predicted model, not a curated record. The transcript has 32 exons. Gene Ontology annotation, cellular component: centrosome; cytoplasm.
AUGUGCGGCAGGGGCAGGCCAUGGAGGUGUACAGAACUUGUCGUCGCCGGAAGCAUCUGUAACUUUUCUCUUCAUGGCCGCGGCAACGAUGUUUCUUUUUUGAUUACUCUUCUUUUUCGAUGUUCUUCCAGUCAGUUUACAUGGGCAAUGUAGCUUGAACAUGUGAACGCGUUUACUUUGUUCUGCUCUUAUGGAAGUUUUAGAUUAAUUUAGUCUAAAACUGCAGUCUGAACGCUAUAAUAAUUACCCCCCAAAAAUUGAAUCCCUGUGACCUGCACUGGAUUUAAAUUUUGUCAAAUAUAAAAGGCACUUUUUUUUGCGUCUUCGGAAUCUAUAGCGACGUGAAGAUUUGUUUUCGCUAGAUCCCCAACAACGUGCGGUUUUAUGUUCGAUGCCUCACGGCAUUGUUCUGUCUCGACCAGGCAUGUAAGGUCCCUCGAGCUGAGGAAUGAGUGGCCGCGAGCAAUCGGGCGGUGAACACUAUUUUCGGAUUUAAGAACUGGGUGGAAUAUCUGAAGUUUCUGAACAUGGAUAUUACAGUGUCAGAGUUGAUGGGAAACUUCAUGGAUACGCCGCUGGUGGUGUGGGUGAAGACCUUUGGACCCCUGGGCUCUGGCUCAGAGGACAAACUCUCCAUGUUCAUGGAUCUGGUGGAUGGUGUCUUCCUGCACAAGAUCAUGACACACAUAGACCCCAGCCCCACAAAUCAGAGAGUGAAUAAGAAUGUGAACAAUGAUGUGAACCUACGAAUCCAGAACCUCAACAUUGUGAUCAGGCACAUCAAGAACUACUACCAGGACUGUCUCCAGCAGCUCAUCCUGAUGACUCUGCCUAAUGUGCUGACCAUCGCGAAGGACCCCCUCUCAGGCAAGGGCAUGGAGGAGGUGAAGAGACUGCUGCUGUUGAUCCUAGGCUGUGCUGUACAGUGUGAGAGGAAAGAAGAGAUCAUUGAGAAGAUCAAACUGCUCGACAUCGAGAAGCAGGCAGCCAUCGUCUCCCACAUUCAAGAGGUGACCCAUAACCAGGAGAAUGUGUUGGACAUGCAGUGGCUGGAGCUGCCAGACAUGCCCCCUGAGGAGCUCAACCCCCUGUCGCGUAACAUGGCGUUGCACCUCCGCAAACUCAUAGAUGAACGAGAUGAAUGUGCAGAGGUGAUCGUGGAGCUGACCCAGGAGAAGGACUACCUCCAGUCCCAGCAGCCCUCCAAUCACAUGGGUUACCCCUGUCCUGAGAGGAAUGUGUUGGGCCUGGACGGACCCGUCUCACUGCUGUCCAAAGAGGACCGGCAGCACCUGGCUGUGGAGCUGGCCGACACUAAAGCCAAACUGAGACGCUCACGGCAGGAACUGGAGGAGAAGACUGAGCAUCUGAUGGAUACCAAACAUGAGGUGGAGAGGCUAGACCUGGAGAUGCAGAAACUCAAGCAAGAGAACAUGCAGGUGCUGGCGGAGGCACGGUCGGUGCGUGCCUACAGGGAUGAGGUGGAUGCUCUGAGGGAGAAGGCAGCCAAGGUGGACAGACUGGACACAGAGCUGUCACGCUGCAAGGAGAGGCUACACGACGUCCACUUCUACAAGACACGAGUCGAGGAGCUGAGAGAGGACAACGUGACUCUGAUUGAUACCAAAGCCAUGCUGGAAGAGCAGCUGGGGGCAGCCAGGGGGCGCUGUGACAAACUACAUGAGUUAGAGAAGGAGAACCUGCAGCUGCGCUCCAAACUCCAUGACAUGGAGAUGGACCGGGUCACAGAUAAGAAGCGCCUGGAGGAGUUGAUAGAGGAGAACAUGCUGCUGGAGAUCUCUCAGAAACAGAGCAUGAACGAGUCUACCCACCUUGGCUGGGAGCUGGAGCAGCUUUCUAAGAACAAUGACAACAGCGACACGCGCAAGUCGUUUGUGUUUGAGCUGAACGAGUCUACGUCGAGCCGUCUGCUGAAGCUGGAGAAAGAGAACCAGGUUCUGCAGACCACCAUACAGGAGCUCAGAGAGGCUUCCCUAAGUCUAGAGGAGGGCCAGCUACAUACCUUGGAGCUGGAGAGUGAGAACCAGGGCCUCUGCAAGAAGCUGGAGCAUCUGCAGACCCUGCUGGACCAGGAGAAGCAGACAACCCAGGACAUGGAGGGUCUCGGGGAAGAUCUACUCAAAGACAAGCAGAAACUGGAUAAGGCUCUGGAGACACUGCAGGAAGACAAGGACAGACAGAUCACUGAGCUGGAGCAGGAGAAGGAGCACCUGAGCCAGGCGGUGAGCUCCCUACGUCAGCGUGCCCAAGCCAACAGUGAGGCUCGGGUCAGGGAGGUGGAGACUGAGAACCGCGUCCUCCACCAGACCAUCACGGACACCGGGUCCAAGCUGGCCCGGCUAGAGGCCCAGGGCAAGCAUUCGACUAAGGAGCUGGAGACACUGAGGGAGAGGGGGGAGCGCUGUGAGGAGCUGGAGAGGGAGACUGCACAUCUUGGGAGGAGCAAAGAGCAGCUUCAGAGGGAGGUGGCGUCGCUGAUGAUUACGUGUGACCGGGCCGAGGCCCUGGAGAGAGACAAUGCCAGCCUGGAGCAGGACAACCGGAGGCUGAAGAAGCAGGCGGACACGGCCCAGAACACCAGCCUGCGCCUGACUACUCUGGAGAAGGACCACAGCCUCCUGGACCAGGAGAACCUGGAGCUCCGCCGCACUGUGGAAUCUCUUCGGCCGGCCGCCGUGCGCCUGGCCCAGCUCCAGCAGGAGAAUGGGGAGCUAGAGCGGGACAGGGAGGAGCUGGCCCGGUCUGUGGAGGAGCUGAGGUCCCAGGGGAAAAGGGCAGAGAGGCUGGAGAUGAGCAUCAGCAGCUUGGGUCAGGAGAACCAGAGGCUCCAGCAGAGCCUGGACAACAGCUCCACAAAGAUCCAGGGGCUGGAAAGGGAGCUAAGGCAGGCCGAGGCCGAGACAGGGGGGCUAAGAAGGGAGCUGGAGGAGGUGUGCCUGGUGGCGAAACGCCUGGAGGCAGUGGAGAAGGAGAAGAGGGGGCUAGAGCAAGAACUGGGCCAGUCAGAGAAGGAGAGUAAGCAGCUGGAGAAGGAGGCACGGAGGCUGUGGCAGCAGCUGGAGGUGAAGGAGAGAGUGCUGGAGGAGAGUGCUCUGAGGCUGGCCUCCCUGGAGAAGGAGGGCUUCACCAAGGAGAAAGAGCUGGAGAGGUUAAAGGAGGCUACUGGGAAGGUCAAAGAGCUAGAGCGGGAGAGCAAGGAGCUGCAGAAACAGGCCACGAUUGACAAGAGGACCCUGGCCACACUCCGAGAGGACCUGGUGAAUGAGAAGCUAAAGGUGCAGCAGCAAUGGAACGAGUUGGAGACACUGAGCCAUGAGCUGGAGAAGAUCGGCCUGAACAGAGAGAAACUACUGCAGGAGGAGCACAGCUGUGAAGACAAUAAGUUCAAGAUCUUGGAGAGUAAGAUCGAGUCAACACUGAAGAAGACUCUGGAGAUCCGCGAGGAGAAGAUUCAGGGGCUGGAGUCCCGGCUGGAGGAGUCUAGUAGUCUCAACCAGCAGCUACGCACUGAACUCAGCACCGUGAAGAAGACUCUGGAGGCUCUGCGACAGAGGCAGGAGGAAGAGGAGGCCCACUCCCAGACCCAGAGCUCCACACUGCAGGCUGUAGGUCAGGGCAGGCCUGGCCAGAAGGAGAAGUGGGAGACUGAGACUAGAGAGGCCACCGCGGAGCUCAACAAACUCAAGGACCGCCUCAUCGACAUGGAGAAGAAUAAUGCAACCCUGCAGACAGAGAAGCACCUUCUGAAGGAGCAGCUGAGACAGCUGGACACCCAGAACAGUCAGCUGAAUGCCCAGACUGUGGCCGUACAGAGGCAGUCUGCAGUACUGCAAGAGCACAACACGGCCCUGCACACACAGACAGCCAAGCUACAGGUGGAGAACUCCACCCUCAACUCCCAGAGUGCAUCUCUCAUGGCCCAGAAUGCUGUGCUACAGGGCCAGGUGGGGGCGCUGGAGAGCGAGUCAGAGGCGUGGCAGCGGCAGCGGGAGGAGGCGCGGGUGGGUAGGGAGAGCGUGCUGCAGGAUCACGAGCGCCUGCUGAGUGUGCAUGAGAGACAGGCAGCGGAGUACGAGCAGCUCAUCGCCCAACACGCCACCCUGAAGGGCAACCAGAGAGCUCUGGAGCAAGAGCACCGCACACUGGAGAACAAGUACAUAGUGCUCCUGAAGCAGAAAGAUGCCAUGGAGGCGCUGGAGUCCACCCUCCAGAAGGAGAGGGAGAGUCUAGGAGAGGAGAUCCACAAAAAUGCCCUGAUCCUGGGGGAGAACCAGAGCCUGAGGGGGGAAGUGGACAGGUUGACCCAGACACAUACCCAGCUACGUGCGGAGUAUGAUGGGCUGCAGGUGCAGACCAAGGAGCUGAAGACUAGUCUGAAUGGAGCUCAGCUGGAGGUGAACCGCUGGCAGGCCAGAUAUGACUCAAUGAAGGAGCAGCACCAGGGCCUGGACAUCUCCAUGACCAAGCUGGACAACCACUGUGAGUUGCUGACGCGUCUGAAGGGGAACCUGGAGGAGGAGAACCACCACCUGCUGAGUCAGAUCCAGAUGUUGAGCCAACAGAACCAGACCCUUCUGGAGAGAACCAUGGAGAGCAAGGAGCUCUACCACGAAGAGCAAAAACAGUACAUUGACAAGUUGAACUCACUCCGGAGGCAGAAGGAGAAGCUGGAGGAGAAGAUCAUGGACCAGUACAAGUUCUAUGAUCCAACCCCUAAAAAGAAGAACCACUGGGCCGGGGCAAAGGCCUUGGCCAAACUCAUCAAACCCAAGAACAGACAGGACAGCUCGAGGGAGAGGGUGCGGAGCGCCCCAGACAUCCCCCUGCCUGAACCUCCCACCCUGGACUUCCCUGACAUACCUCCCCCCCCCUACCUCCCCCUCCUCUACCCCCCCGCCAGUCCCGCCUCAGCCUGGACUCUGUGGGGAACCACUCUCAGGAGGAGAACCACCACGGACAGGGGCACUCCCCUACCCUCACCCCCACCCACUCCAGCAGAGCUUUUGCUGACCCUUACGCUUCACUGCUCUAGCACGCACUUGUCUACCUGCCCUAACUGUCCACUGUCCAGCAGCCUCCAGCUCACCUGCCUCUGCUGUGUGGAGAAUGGGGUUGUUUGUUUGGACGGAUGUGGUACCAUCAUAGAUACUAACUGCUCUGUUAUUGUUCCCCUAGCACUAAACGACAGUGGAGUGUCCCGAGGCAGGGAGCUGUACCGAAUUCCAGGGGGUAGCAGUGAGAGUGUCAAUGGCACAGAAGAGCUCUACGCCAGAAGAAGAGGUGUGGAGCUAGGGGGUGCUGCUCACUCCACCCUCGCCAACCACACCUCCACUUCAGGCCUGACGCCCAACUCGAGCUCCAGGCCUGGUCGCAGACCCAAAGGUUUUAUCCACGAGGACGACCCUCGGGUUCACUCCCCCGACGCCCUGUUUGGGAGCAGUAUCCAUGGAAACGCAGGUUAUCGACCAGGCUCUGCUGAGCUCAGCCGCAACACCUCCAGCAGCAACUCCCCUGUUAACUGCAAAGAUUCCCUGGAGCGCCUGCAGAGCCGUUCUGCCAGCCUGUCCAGUGAUGACGUAGUGGGCGUUAGUCACGACGUCUCCCACUCCCUGUCUCUCCCCCGGAGCUCCACGGUUCCCUACGACGCCCAUACACACACCCCGACCAAGAGGAGUGCACCCCGGCCGGGCCGCCACCGAACCUCCUCCCCUGGCAGCGAUAUGGUCACCUUGGAAGAGUUCCUGGAGGAGAGCAACACCCUCUCACCACCGACUGUGCAGACAGGCAGUCAGGAGGACCUGAUGGAGGACUACUUCAGCAGAACAGGAGAGCGGGAGAGAUCCACCUCCGGCCGGCCCGCUCUGAGAGAUGGAGCAAAGACCCCAACCAGCUAUGUCACGCCCACCGUGAAGAGAGACACAGACCUCCAACGGGCCGGCGAGGUGCCAGGCAGGAACUCUAAACCAGGCCAGAGCGUCAGGCCCAUCGUCCGGCUCCCUGCGGGAUCCACCUCCACACCCCAGUCCCAGACCCUACCCAACCGGGCCAGCAACGGGUUAGGGACAGGGGGGCGGCCCUCACCCCUUGGACCUCCUGCACCCCGUGGAGGUGGUCUGGGCAGCAGCAGUCUGUCUCGGACCUUCAGCCUGGCCUCUGCUGACCUGCUGCGCUCAAACGGUCCAGAUAGCUACCGGACAGACAGGGAGGCAGGUUGCUCACCCAGCCAGAGUGGAGGUGGUGGAAGUGUGGACGGGGUGGUCAGGAGGCCUGGGGCUGGAGCCAUGGCCAGGGAGCGCCCCCACUCUGCCAGGCUAGCAGGACCCUCGGACAUAGACCCCCGCAGGCUGCCUCUGACUCCACCCAAAGAGGAACCACUCAGCCUGACCCUUCCCCAGCACCACUCCUCCUCCCUAUCCUUGCAGCCCGAGCGAUACGGAGGAAGAACAACACCAGGCUCCGCCCCCAGGAACAAUGGACCCAGUACCGGACAACAACAGGGACGACCCAACCCCCAGCAGAAUCAGCAGAACCAUCGUGGGGAGGUUGCCAUGGUGACGCCAGUUAGGGCAGUGCCGGCCCUGAGACUGGAGGAGGCACAGGAGGAAGAGGUGCAGCGCAGAGAGGCGCGGCUACAGGCGAACUCCCCGUUACUGAAGAAACCGGAGGUGGGAGGAGGAGGGGGGCUGAGCUGUGGCACAGGGGAGCCCCCCACGAGCACCCCUGCCUCCCCAGACCCCAAUAAUGACCCCCAGACUGUGUGGUAUGAAUAUGGCUGUGUCUAGGAGCCGUUAGUGUAGUUACAGACCACAGCCCCAGUACUGUACAAACACUUCUUCCUGCUAAACCACAGGAGGUCUGGCCUGGUCUUGUCUGGCACUCUGGCUGGUCCUUACUGUACUGGAUAUAUCCUUUAUGAUUCGGACUGUUUGAAACUUCCUAACUGUAAUCUUUAAUGGUGAAACCGCCAACAACAAAGAAGUUACUGCACACAACGAACACUGUUUUUCCCCUCAGACAUCAUUACACGCACGACAGGAGAGCAAAAUAUGUACUGCUUGUUUUUUUUUUUCCAUGCUGCGCAACGUCUUCUCAGCUCGGCAUCAAAAACAAUAACGGUGUUGGUGUGGCGGCCAGUGGCGCUGUUUCCCCCUACUGCGGAUUCUAUCUUUAAAGCUUCAUAAAGGAGAUGCAGCCACACAGAGACCACCUCAAUCAACACACAACAGGGGCCUGUACCCAGCUGGCAAAACAUAUGGUUGAUUUGAUUUGCAUGACCAAGGGACCACCAGUAUCGCAGUUACAUUAGCACAUGAAUGUUUUGAGGAAGACAAAAGGCACUAGGGAGCGACGAAUGUAUUUUAAUAUUUUUCUAUUGGACACCACUGAUUCCCCUCAGCUCUCUGUGCAUUGUAUAUACAACCUUGGCCUUGUCCAAGAAGUUAUAUUCUGAAUCUGAAAAACAAACAUUUUGGGGAAGGAGAAAAGAACCACUCCCAGAGUAAUUGCAUGGUAAUUUCUGUCCUCCAUCUUUAGGAGCUUAAGGACAGACAGUGUUUGAUUGUCUCAACACAGCCUCAGAGUAACACAUUACUGGAAAAAGGUCUGCUCCAACUUUGAACAUACUGUUUUCUGUUGUGGCCUGUGGGUGACCAAACUAUGGGCUUUGUGAAACUGGCUUGUGGGGAGCAUGUAAUUCAUCCCAUAUCUGUCCUUGUGCACGCGAGGCAGGACGAGAAAGUAGUGAGAGAGCACCGCACUGACCAACUUCCGAAAAGAGAAAAAGCAGGGAUUUUGUAGCAAGAGGGGAUACUUUUUAAAUGAAAGGAGUGAAGGAGGAUUGAGAAAGUGAUGGAGAUGGAGCGAAAGCGAGUAAAAAAAAAAAAAAAAUCUGGACAAAGAUGGAAAUGGUGACAUGAUGAUUAAAACGGAUGAAGAUGAGAGUUAGAGAUUGGUCAGGUUGAGAAAUAAAACGGUGAAAUAUUUCAUACUGUCCAUGACUGAGCACCGUGAAUGCCCCCAGAAACUAGUGUCUAUACCAGAGCUCUCCAACCCUGUUCCCGGAGAGAUACCCUCAUGUAGUAGGUUUUCACUCCAACCCCAGUUGUAACUAACCUGAUUCAGCUAAUUAUUAGAAUCUGGUGCACUAGAUUGGGGUUAAAGUGAAAACGUACAGGACGGUUGGAGAGCCCUGCUAUAUACAGUAGAACACUGUCAGUUUUGAUGUUUUCUAUAUGCAUAUGUUGAAUAUUAUUUUCCAAAAUCAUUCCAAAAAGCACUAUACAAUGAAGUAGAUAAUGAGUCUGAACACUGGAUACAUUUUUACUACAGAAAACGAGUACAUUGUCGACCAAGGGGUAAGGGUUUGUCUUUCUCAUUUUGAGUUCUUGAUAGUGUUAAAUGUACGUUUUUGUUUUUAGUGACUGUCUGCUUCCCAGCUAUAAAAUGGCAAUAAGACUCAAUGUAUUUAUGUUCCCCUCGAUGAUAAAACUACAGUUUAUCUGCAUGUUUUUUUCUUUUUUUUUCUCACCUAAAUGUGUUUGUUGUGAAGUGAACAGUGUGUGUUUCAUUGUAAGGGUGGUGGUGUUUGAAUUGUGCACAACCUCAUUAAUUCAAAAAGUAUCGAUGCGUUUUCUGUAUUCGUAAAAAGUCAAGUGGAUAAAAUUCUAAUUAGACUCCUGUAUUAGGUGGAUGAUUAGUCUGCCUGUUACAGUGUAACAAUGCAUCAGAUGACUAUAUAGAGCAUGACAAUUGACCAUAUUUGGCACUUUUCUCUACUAAAUCAAAUUUCCCUUCCACAGCUGUUCUCUUCAGAUUGAUGAAAGGUUGGUAUGGUUGGCAUUCCCAAGAGAAAUAUCAUCUGUUUUGCAUUGAAUCUCGUGUGUGUGUGUGUGCGCACACACACACCUAUGCACAAUAUGUGUGCCAUCACCAUGUGUACAGGUGUCUAAGGUCUUGUCUAACUGGUGCACAGUUCCUGUGUGUAAUGUACAGUAGGUUAGAGAUUUGAUUUUGAUAAUCAUGACCAAACACUACUAAAAAAUGACUGGAGUUCUAAAAGACCCACCUACCAACAUGCACAGAUACUGAAAUGAAAAUAUUGCAAAUGUUUUCAUAGCUUAAUGUAGAUACAUAGACCUUUUCUAUCCAAAAACAAUGGAAACCUUUUUUUAAAUAAAGAUUUGUAAAAUGA